This is a messenger RNA of Colletotrichum scovillei, 3086 nucleotides long. RefSeq lists its product as uncharacterized. Gene Ontology annotation, cellular component: cytoplasm. The record is from RefSeq and is a predicted model, not a curated record. NCBI's taxonomy places the organism in Eukaryota, Fungi, Ascomycota, Sordariomycetes, Glomerellales, Glomerellaceae. Bases 1629 to 2555 code for a protein of 308 amino acids. Gene Ontology annotation, biological process: signal transduction. The transcript has a single exon.
CCAAGCUCCAGCUCCAAUUCCAGCUCCAGGCCAUCGCCUUUUUCCCUUUCUCUUUCUUUCUCAUCACUUGGUAGGAGAACCUUACCUAUCCGUACGAAUACUUAGCUUCUUCAGCCCCAGCCUACUAAGCAAUCGAGAGCUGAUGUCACCCGCGCCCAAUCCAACACCCAUCUUCGCGUUCGAUUCCACCAGGGCUACCACAUCAAUCACUUUCAAGCCUUAACUCACACGGUGCGCGCGUCUUCCGAGGGGUGGACAACUCAUCUUGCAGCAUCUUGCCCCCAUCAUCCAACCUACAAUACCCGACUUUAUUCGCUGCCUCUCGCCUCUGUACGACGUCGCCCGCGGCCGUCAUUGUUGCUCCUACUUCUCAUCUCACUUCAUAACCACCCGACCCCUGGUGUCCAAAGACUCCAUUCUCAGGCACCCUAUCGCGCAGCCUCCAUCACUUGUACGGUACCUGUUGGGCGACUUCGUCAUCCAUCUGUAUCAGUACCCCGGGAAUUGCCUCCAUUCCCAAUCGGCCUCGGUUCUCCCAGUUCUACACUACCUUACGGCCAGACCGCGCAGCAGCUCUCGCCAAGGCCCACACUCGUUCAUGCACAAUACGACCGCAUGCCCCAGUCCUCUGCGCCUUUGUCUGCAAGCUCUCCUUUAGGGCACAUAUAACCUGCAGCUACCUACAUUACCUUACAUUACAUUACAUCGCCCGAACCCGUCUCAAAACUUACCUGCAUCGCUGCUGUUCUUCGACUCGUCCUCAACCAUUGUCGAGAUGCCUUCAUAGCCCGACAUCCAACACACUACCUCGUCACACCCCAAUUCCACGACUACGACUGCUGCCAGCCGUCUCAUCUCGUCUGGUUCCAUUUCGCCUGCUCCCACCUUGACUUGACAGACGUUUGGCACCCAGUCCCGCCCCCGCAGCCACGCCGACGCUCACUUCCACGCCCGCUCUUCACCGCCUCCUACGCCGGCAUUAUCCUUUGACACUCGUUUAUUCUCCCAGGGAUCGCCCUCGUAGCCCAUCAGCGAGCUCUAUCCACGACUGUCCUCAAAAGGAUUCUCGACGACGAUCCACCCAAGCAUUGAGCGUUGUCGUCAUGCUAUUUGCGAAAAGAUCACUCAAUCACUCAUCUUCUCACUUGAAUAAUUGAUUUCUGCGCCUAGCAAGUUGCCAAUUGGUCGAACGAUCCGACUCACUCACUAAGUACUUACUAUUAAUGUAUUAUACCUGUGAGUAUUCAUUUCUUCCAGAUUGCACUCAAUGCGAUCGGUGCCCUUAGUUGCUGACAACCGGCAUAACUCAGUCUCAUUGUCAGGUCAAAGAUUCAAAACGUAAUCGGCUUGUUCUGCUCCUCGAAUACCUUCUUACCUUUGAGCUUUCCGCAGCUCUCAUAAUUAGUUCAUUCACUAUUGCCCGCGACUCACACUCAGCCAUUGCGUACGCCCCUCUACUGAGCGGCUUGAAUCAGUACAGAGAAGGGCACCUAAUUAUCAUUGGCGAAAUUUUGGCGAGUCCCAGCCAACUCUCUCAGUCAGGGCUUGCUUCUUCUUCAUCAAGGCCACAGCAGCCGUAAUACCCAUCUCCGCCAUCUCCCCCGCCGCAGACGUACGGACAAAUCCUCAUGGCUUCCUCCGAAGUUGACCAGAAGUUCCUCGGAAAAUGGGCGAAAACCGUCGAAACCGAUAACCCACUCUUGUCAUCGAUGCUUUACAAGAUCCUUGGACUCUCACUAAGCCUUGCAGAGCAACUUGUCACAGCGAAGAAACAGCGCAGACCCGAUGCCGCCCGCGCGCCCCAGUCUCUCGACCUCAUUUUCCACAUCAUCUGGCUUUCAAGAGAGGGCCUAGUGAUGCUGCAGCAAUAUGUGAUUCCUAUGGUGGGAAACCAUACAGAACUCCGGGUAUUGGCGUACAAGCUACGAGCAUCGUUCUACCACAUUUUCGUCCUGUUUCACAACAAACCUGCAGUGUCCACUAUGGGCAUCGCAACUCCAGACACAAUGGCCGGAUUGACCCCACCGAGGAUGGACAAGGGCAAAGGAAUCGCAAGGGAGGAUUGGAACUCAUCGCAGGGCUCAAUACAGCCCACACAUGCCCUCGAGGGCGGUCCAGUGAACCCUCCACCGGGUUUCGCUCCUCAAAGCGGCUCCGACCAACCCGCCGCCUUCCUCGAGCCGCCGAGAGAUUACCUCCCCGAAGCGCACAAGUACUUCAAGGAGGCGAUUGCCCUAGCUGACCAACACCUCUGGGGGUCGCAUUCAUUACGACUCUCCGUCAAGACUGAAUACGCCGCGUUCCUUUACGAGUGUGUACACGACGCUGACGGGAGCCGAAAACUGGCCAAGGAUGCCAUAUCCGAGGUCUAUGAAGCGACCGAAGGCAUGGAUGACGACAUGUUUUCCGAUGCUUGCGAGCUGGUUACUGUCCUGGGCAAGAUGAUGAAGCGAGGGCUCGGGUCGAGUAACAACACUUUGACCAGAGGAACAAGUCCUAGUCCAGCUGCACCUCCAGGAACGACAAUGGCCCCGGGCAUGGAGAAUCCCAUCUGAGUGAAGACAUGUCUCAAUGAUGGCUAUUCUAUGACCUGGCCAGGAGGAACUCGAUAUCACUCGAUCUCCGGUCACGAGUCUCUCAAGAUGUGCAGCUUGGUGGCGGUGGUCAUAUUCUCCUGCUCCGACCGACGGCGAAAGCUACACUCGGGUUGGGCACGAUAGCCUCUCAUGGCAUGCCUACACCGGGUUUCCCUUUCCCAGGCUUCUUCGAUGUACAAGAUUCAGCUCAAAAAUACUACUGCUACAGCGGAGUCGAGCAGGCUAAGGGGGCAUUCUCGAAAACUUUGAGCGCACACAGCAUCUCAAACGGCGCAUUGGGUGGCACAUAAUAUUACAGCAGACCCCCUUGGACAAUUUUCAAGGGCUGCUUACCUGUACUUAUAUCUUGGAUACGGCGAGAAUGGGAGGCGAAUCGAUACGGUGGGAGUUUUCUACAUGCACCAUGUAUAAGAUGGCUGCUUUUUGUUAUAAUAGUUGAUUCCCAUUGAUACCCCAUCCUCUGCGGUGGCUGCUGGUGGUGGUGGUCUG